GCGACCUGCUCGAUGCCACUCAGUCAGGGAAUUUCAAGCAGCAGAGCACAGCGAAACCUGAAAGAUAUGGGACUCUCACAGGACCCCAACUUCCAAAAGCUGCAGGAAUGGUACACGGCCCAUGCCCUGAACCUCAACCUGAGGCACAUGUUUGAGGCCGACAAGGAGCGCUUCAACAAGUUCAGCCUCACACUCAAAACUGAGGAUGGAGACAUUCUUCUGGAUUACUCCAAGAAUCUCAUCACAGACGACGUCAUGAAGCUGCUGGUUGACUUGGCCAAGUCAAGGGGCAUUGAAGCAGCCAGAGAGAAGAUGUUCACAGGAGAGAAAAUCAACUUCACUGAGGGCCGCGCUGUGCUCCACGUGGCUCUGAGGAACCGCUCCAACGCUCCCGUCACGGUGGACGGAAAGGACGUGAUGCCGGACGUCAACAAGGUUCUGGAGAAAAUGAAGGGCUUCUGUCACAGAGUCCACAGCGGCGAAUGGAAGGGCUACACGGGCAAGGCCAUCACCGAUGUGGUCAACGUCGGCAUUGGAGGAUCUGACCUGGGCCCUCUGAUGGUGACCGAGGCCCUGAAGCCGUACUCGAAGGGCCGACCCCGCGUGUGGUUUGUGUCUAAUAUCGACGGAACGCACAUCGCUAAAACCCUGGAGCAGCUCGACGCCGAGACGACUCUCUUCAUCGUUGCCUCCAAGACGUUCACCACCCAGGAGACCAUCACCAACGCCGAGUCGGCCAAAGCGUGGUUCCUCGAACGCGCCAAAGAUAAAGCGGCUGUUGCCAAGCACUUCGUGGCUCUGUCCACCAACGCAGCCAAAGUGAAGGACUUCGGCAUCGACACGGAGAACAUGUUUGAGUUCUGGGACUGGGUUGGUGGUCGUUUCUCCUUGUGGUCAGCAAUCGGAAUGGCCAUCGCCCUGCACAUCGGGUUUGAGAACUUUGAGAAGCUUCUUUCUGGAGCUCACUGGAUGGACAACCAUUUCCGCUCCGCUCCUCUGGAUAAGAACGCUCCGAUCCUGCUGGCUCUGCUGGGAAUCUGGUACAUCGACUUCUUCCACGCCGAAACUCACGCCAUGCUGCCCUACGACCAGUACAUGCAUCGCUUCACUGCAUACUUCCAACAGGGGGACAUGGAGUCUAAUGGAAAGUACAUCACUAACCGUGGGACACGUGUAAACUACCAUACUGGGCCAAUAGUCUGGGGAGAACCAGGAACUAAUGGGCAGCAUGCUUUCUACCAGCUCAUCCACCAAGGUACACGCAUGGUGCCCUGUGACUUCCUGAUCCCAGCUCAGUCCCAGCAUCCCAUCAGAGACAACCUGCACCACAAGAUCCUCUUGGCCAACUUUCUGGCCCAGACGGAGGCACUGAUGAAAGGCAAAACCACAGAGGAGGCCAAAAAAGAGCUGGAAGCCAGCGGCCUGAGCGGAGACGCUCUGGAAACAAUCCUGCCUCACAAAGUUUUCCAAGGAAACAGGCCAACCAACUCAAUUAUUUUCAAGAAGCUGACGCCGUACACACUUGGAGCGCUCAUAGCAAUGUAUGAGCACAAGAUCUUUAUCCAGGGUUUAAUGUGGGAGAUCAACAGCUUUGACCAGUGGGGCGUUGAACUGGGCAAACAACUUGCGAAGAAGAUCGAGCCCGAGCUUAAGGACGAUGCAGAGGUCCACUCCCACGACUCCUCCACCAACGGACUCAUCAAUUUCCUCAAGAAGAACUUUGCCUGAGUCCAGUCGCCACAACGGCCUGCACUUUAUUCCGCCUCAUUAACCGUUGAAUCAGCUUGCGUGCUGCAAGGCCAGGGCGCCGGCAGACGCAGCUGAUCGCUCCCACACAGUCGAACUGAGGCACUGUCUGUUUGUGCUCUGCUUAGGAUUUUGUCCACAGUGUUGUCAUUUACAGCACUUUUAUUUGUAGUAGUUGUUGGUUCCCUACUGAGAGGGGGGAAAGCUUUUUGUAUCAAAGUGCCACAGAAAUGAAGUUUCUGGACUGAAUACCUUAGAUGUUUAUCGUAAAUCUAACAAUUGUUCACUUUGGUUAAUAAAUAAAACUAAUUUGCAUACA
This is a messenger RNA of Betta splendens (Siamese fighting fish), 2065 nucleotides long. RefSeq names its product glucose-6-phosphate isomerase b (gene gpib). NCBI's taxonomy places the organism in Eukaryota, Metazoa, Chordata, Actinopteri, Anabantiformes, Osphronemidae. Gene Ontology annotation, cellular component: cytosol. The transcript is spliced from 18 exons. The record is from RefSeq and is a predicted model, not a curated record. Gene Ontology annotation, biological process: glucose 6-phosphate metabolic process; glycolytic process; gluconeogenesis. Gene Ontology annotation, molecular function: glucose-6-phosphate isomerase activity; carbohydrate derivative binding; monosaccharide binding. The coding region runs from base 13 to 1728 and encodes 571 amino acids.